AUGUCCGCCCCCGACGCUCCAGACUCUGCCAUCGAGGCUCGCGUCGCUGAUAAGCUCAAGAACAUCGCGCCUGCCGCCGAGCCAAAGGACGAAUCCAAGGCCGGCGCAUCAUCAGGACUCGCUCAACAGGCUCGCGCAUUCGCUGCUGGUGGUUUCGGUGGUCUUUGCGCUGUUGUCGUAGGCCACCCUUUUGAUCUUGUAAAGGUCCGACUUCAAACCGCCGAACGAGGCGUCUACUCCUCCGCUGUCGACGUUGUGCGCAAGAGUAUCGCUCGUGAUGGUUUGCGACGAGGUCUCUACGCUGGCGUGAGCGCUCCUCUCGUCGGUGUUACCCCCAUGUUCGCCGUGUCUUUCUGGGGUUACGAUCUGGGCAAGCAACUGGUCCGGGGUGUGAGCGAAGUCCCCGCCGAGGGUCUCACGAUCGGCCAGAUCUCAGCCGCCGGCUUCGUCUCCGCCAUUCCCAUGACUGCCAUCACCGCCCCAUUCGAGCGCAUCAAGGUCAUUCUCCAGGUCCAGGGACAGAAGCAGCUCGCUCCUGGUGAGAAGCCCAAGUACAACGGUGGUGUUGACGUCGUCCGCCAACUCUACAAGGAGGGUGGAAUUCGCAGCGUCUUCCGCGGCAGCGCUGCCACCCUAGCCCGUGACGGCCCCGGUUCUGCUGCCUACUUUGCCGCCUACGAGUAUAUCAAGCGCAAGAUGACUCCCAUUGAUCCCCUCACUGGAAAGCUCAGCGGUCAGCUCAGUCUUUCAGCCAUCACAUGUGCUGGAGCAGCCGCCGGAGUUGCUAUGUGGAUCCCUGUCUUCCCCAUUGACACGGUCAAGUCUCGUCUGCAGACCUCUGAGGGCAACGUCACAGUUGGCAGCAUCGUCCGCGAGCUAUACGGAAGGGGAGGUGUCAAGGCUUUCUUCCCUGGUUUCGGCCCUGCUCUGGCUCGUGCCGUGCCCGCCAACGCUGCUACUUUCCUUGGUGUGGAGCUGGCUCACCAGGGCAUGAACAAGUUCUUUGGUUAA
Molecule: messenger RNA, 1011 nt
Organism: Fusarium pseudograminearum CS3096
Lineage: Eukaryota; Fungi; Ascomycota; Sordariomycetes; Hypocreales; Nectriaceae
Exons: 2
Coding region: 1-1011 (336 amino acids)
Biological process (GO): mitochondrial transport; carnitine transmembrane transport
Cellular component (GO): mitochondrial envelope
Molecular function (GO): O-acyl-L-carnitine transmembrane transporter activity
Source: RefSeq, a predicted model, not a curated record